This is a messenger RNA of Ichthyophthirius multifiliis, 5767 nucleotides long. RefSeq lists its product as hypothetical. The transcript is spliced from 2 exons. NCBI's taxonomy places the organism in Eukaryota, Ciliophora, Oligohymenophorea, Hymenostomatida. The annotation marks the transcript as partial. The record is from RefSeq and is a predicted model, not a curated record.
AAAUCAUGUAAAUCAUUAUUCUUAUCAUAAUAUUAUUUUCUAUACUAUCUUAAAAUUGGUAUAUUAACCUUUUUCAAAUUCUAAUGGAGAAUAGAAAGAAUUUAAAUUAUAAAAUUUCAUUAAUCUAUAAAAACUUAUGUCUUAUACUAUAUCUAACAUUGAUUUAUCUUUUAUAAAUUUGGAAACUAUUCAAAAAUAUGAUAUUUUUGCUCUUGAAGUUUUUUCUAAAUUAGCAAGUUCUGUUUAUAUGUUAGUUUAGAUAUUACAAAUAUUCAUAAAAGAUUAAAAAAAAUAGUAGUAUUCAAAUUUUAUUGUAUUAGAUUAAUUAGAAAAAGAUGGAUAAUUAUAGAAAAUUUUUGAUUUAGCGAAAAUAAUAUUUUAGAUUUUUUAAUAUAUAGAAUUAGAAUCUUAAAAAAGCAUCUAAAAUUAAAAUUAAAAUAAAUAUGAUUAAUUAAUAACUUAUUUUAUUGAAGAAAGCAUAGAAACAAUUAAUUCAAAGCUUGAACUAUUUUUUAAACUAACAUCACACUCUUUAUUAAUAAAUUUACCUUUUUCAACCUUAAUAAACAGAAUAAGAAAAAGAAUUAAUACGAUAAAGUAGUUUAUGGAUAUUUUUAUAAUUAAAUAGAAGGAUAAUAAUAAGUAUUAAAAAAUGGUCUUUAAGAAGUAAAUUAGGUCUUAGAACAAAAAAAUAAAUAUUGCAAUAAGUUUGUGGAAUUCAUAAUUACUUAUAUAGAGUAUUAAUUAUUAUAAAGAUACAAAGAAAACAAUAAAAGGUUUAUUGAAUAUGAAAUUCCUUAAAAAAGUAGAAAUUUCGGAUGUUUUUUAGAUUAUGAUUUGAAAGGUUUAGAAGAAAUAAAAAAUUAAUUUCCUUAAUUAGAUGAAUAGAUAUUAAAGGAAAUAAUUAAUUAGAAAAAUUUAAGAAAUGUAGAAAAGGUAAUGUAGCAUAUAAAUGAAAAUUAAGAAAUUUUAAAUCAAAUUUAUUAAUAAGAAAAUAUGUAUGCAAAUAUUAUUGGAAAUUUUAAAAAAGAUUUCUUUAUGAAAGAAGAAACAUUUUAUAAAAAAUAAAAGAAAAUGCGAAAAAUAUGGUAGAAAUAUUAUUAUAAAAUGUUCUUAUUUUAAAGAAUAAUUCACUGUAAAUUUUUGCUUUGGUUUAAAGAGAUUUUUACUCUGAUAUAGAUGAAAUUUAACAGGCUUUAAAGAAAAACGAUGAUUUCUUUUUUAAAAAAUAAGCUUUGGAAAAUAUUUAAGGAAAGUUUAAUAAAAUCUGUUGCGGGAUUUUAGUAAAAAUGCACGUUUUUGCUAGAAAAAUAAUUUAGAAUUUUGAUUUUUCUUUCAAAAAAAUAUUUAGAUUUACCUAAAAAGAAUUUUAAGAAGGGAAAAAUUUUAUAAAAGUUCCUGCUUUAAAUUAAAAUUAGAAUUCUUAUUUGCAAUAUAUUUGUGUUUUGAUAGGCUUCUUGGAAAAAUUCGGGCUUUUUUAAUAUAAAAAAAGCGACUCAUAUGAAACUUAAUGGAUAGGAACUGAAGAAAGUUGUAUUUUAAUAAAGGAUUUGAUUAAAUUUGUAAAGGAGAGUAUAAAAAAUGAAGAAUUGGAAGUCUAAAACAUAAAAAGUUUAAUAGAGAAUGUAUGUUUUUUAUUAUAAAAAGUAAAUAUUGAAAACAAAAAAAAUAAAAAAAUACUGAUUUAGUUAAUAUUUAAAAAGAAAUUGUUAGUUUUUUUGUUGAAUUGAUGAAAAAUAAUAAUAUUAUUUUCUAAAAAAAAAAAGCUAAUUUCAUAUAAUAUAAUGUCUUAAAUUUCAUUUUGGAGUUUUUGAAAGAAAUUUACGAAGAAAAUAAAAACCUGGUUGAAUUUUUUGUAAUUUAAGGGGGAUUUUAGGAAAUUUUACUGUACGAAUUUUAAUAAAAUGAUGGAUUCGGAACUAUUUUUGAUUUUGAAAAGCUGAACUCUUUUAUUAAUUUGAUUUUAUUUGGAAAUUAAACUAUAAUUAAAACUAUUAUAGAAUGCAAAAUUAAAAGCUUUUUCUUUGAAGAAGGAGUUUCUUGUAAAAAAAUGAAAAUUUUAUCUUCGGAUUUCGAUUAAAGAUUUAAAGGAUUUGAAAAUAAAUGCUUUUUUGCUAGUAUUAAAGAAAGUAUUUGUGUAAAAAAGAACAUUUUUAUAAAUGAUUGUAUAAAGAAAUAAAAAUAAAAUUAAUUAUAGAAUGUUAACAAUUCUCUAUAAAGCGAAUUAUCGUAAACUAUAGGAUAAAUUUAUAAUUUAUUAAAUUAAAAUGAUGGAAAAAAUGAUGCAAUGAAUGAAGAGAAAAUUGUUGAAAAAAAUGAUGGAUAAAAAGAGGAUUCUUUAGAUGAUGAUUAAGCAAAAAAAUAAUAAUAAAAAUAAACUAAAUAAAGCUUUUAUUUUUUAAGAGAAAAUAUAUUUUUAGAUUAAUAUUAAUUUUUAAAUGUGAAAAAAUGUUUGAAAAAAAUAAGCAAUAGAUAAAAAAUGAUGAAGAGUUAAAGUAUAAAAAUGAUAGAUUUUAAACCUUAAGGCGUUGUUUUACAAAUAAUAAACAAUCUAAUUGAAUGCUUAGUGUUGUAGUUUUUGCAAGAAAUAAAAGAAAGUUAAUUAAAGAAAAACAAAAAUGAAUAAUACUUGUUUAAUUCUUUCUUUUUAGUAAAAAUUAUAUAAUCUAUUUGCAGAUAGUUCCCUGUUUUGGUACCUUAUAUUUGUAGAUUUUAAUUACUAGAAAGCAAAAAAAUUAGAUAAAUGAUUAAAAAAAAUGCACUUGAGAAAAUUUUAUAAAAUAGAUGUUAAGGUUUCUUUUUAAAAUUUCUAGUAGAUUGUUUCAAUUAUUUUUCGAUUUGUCAUGGACAAAGCUUAAUUUUCGAAGUUUGUUUAAAUAAAUUUGUUCUUUUUAGAAACUAACCUUUUGCUUAAGAAAUUAGGAAAAAAGUUUUAUAAAUAAUAUAAUCAGCAUUAUAAAAUGAAAUAUAAAAAAAAAGCAUCUUUUUAAAUGAGGAAGGCAUACAUUUGUUAAUUUCGUGUUCAUAUUUGUAUACUUAUUUGUUGAAUUUAAAAGAAAUUGGAAGACUUUCUUUGUAAAAAAAUUUUGAUUUUGUUAAUAUUUACAGUCAGUUUCUUUAACUUUUUGAUAUUUCAAAAGUUUAUUAGUUGUAAAAUGUUUUAGAGUUUAUUAUUUAGCCUUUAAGGCUAUUAUAUCUUUAUAAUUAUUAUUUUAUUAUUAAUCCUGGAAUUAAGAAAAAUGGGAAAAAGAAAGAAUCGAAACAUGGAACUAAUAUUCUAAAUAAUAAUAAUAAUACAGUAAAUAACAGUAAAUUUAAUAAUUUUAUGUAAAAGAAUAUUAAUGAGCAAAUAAUCAACGGAAAAUUUUCGAAAUAUAUAAAAUAAUAUAGCUAACCUAGCCAAAAUAUAUAUUAAAAUACAAAUAUAAAUCAAAUAAUAGAAUAGUAUAGCAAUAAUAACCCUGAAAUCAAUAAUAGAAAUGAACAAAAUACUGUAGAUAGUAUAUAAUUAAUAUGUUAAUUGAAUUAAAAUAUCAAUAAUAAUUAAAAUUUCGAAAGAAACGAUACUUUUUAGAGAAUUUUGAAUAGAUAUAGUAGGCCUUUUUUAAAUGAGAAUUUUCAAAAUAAUUAUUAUUAAUAAAGGGGAAUUAUUAAUUUAAUAAAUUAGUAACAUUCUAGUGAUGUUUAGUAAUAAAGAAGGUAAGGAAUAAUUUUUGAAAGAAAUUUUGAAAAUUAAAAUGUUUUUGGAUUUAAUAAUGAUAUCUUUAUCCAUGAAAGACAUUAAAGAAUUGGAAACUAACUUUCUAACAUAUUAAGAAGAUUCACAUAAAAUGAACGAGAUAAUGAAGAUGAAGUCGACGAUGAAGAAGAGGAAAUUAAUGAAGAAGAAGAAGAAGAGGAAGAGGAAGAAAACAGCGAAGAAAAUGAAGAAGAAUAAGAAGAAAGUUUAGAAGAAAAUAGUGAAGAAAAUGAAGAAGAAGAAGAGGAAGAUGAGGAUGAGGAAGAUGAAGAAGAUGAAGAAGAUGAAGACGAAGAAGACGAAGAUGAAGAUGAAGAAGAAGAUGAAGAAGAAGAACUAUAAUAAGAAAUGGAAGAAGAUGAAGAAGAGGAAGAAGAAAAUCAAGAUGAAAUCGAAGAAGAAAUACAAUUUGAAUAAUAAGAAAAUUUGGACGAGAUACAAUUUGAAGAAGAAGAUAAUAAUUUAAAUGAAGAUUUUAAUAAUAAUAAUGAAGAAUUCGAUGAUGGAUUUUUAUUUAAUAGAAAUAAUAAAAAUAAUAAUUUGAUUUGCUUGGAUGAUUUUAAUAAUAAUGAAGAAUAGGAGGAAAGCUUUCAUAAUGAAUAAAAUUAAACUGAAGGAGAUAUAUCACCUUUUCAAACUCUAUAAUUUUUAAACGAAGAUUUGGAAGAAAAUUCUGAAGUAAAUAUUUAAUAAGAAAAUCUAAUUAAAUAAGAACAAGAUGAAAAUGUAGUUAAUAAUUUCUUCUAGUUUAAUAUUUAAAAUGAAGAAGAAGAUUUAGAAAAUGCUUUUUUUAUUACAAAUAUUUCUGAAGAUGAUUAAGGAUAUUAAUAAGUUUUAAAUAAUGAUAUUUUAGAAUAAGAUAAUAUGAGUGUUUUGGCUUAAGGUAAUUCAAAUAAAAAUAUAUAUUUCAAUUCUAAAAAAGAUAUUUCUAAAUUUAUAGAAGAUCCUGAUUGUAAAAAUAAUUCUGUUAAAGCUAUUAGUGUUUUUAAUGGUGUUUAGUUUUGUAAUUACAUACAAGAUAUUUGUAAUAAGCUGAAGUUUUUAGUUUAACAAAUUUAUUUUGUAUAGAAAAACUGCCCUUUAUAUUCAAAUAUAAGUCUAAUAUAAUAAGUAUCGAUUGUAAUUUAUUAAAAAGGAUGUAUUUUUUAACAUUUUUUUAACAAUAAAUCAGCUAAUAAUUAAUAAAAUAUUCAAAAUAAUUCAUUAUAAUGCAAUUAAUUGAAUUAUUCGUAGUAUAUACUGGCAGAAAGAAGAAGUAAUAAUUAAAAUAAUUAACAAUUAGGAAAUAGAAGUUUAAUUAAUAAUAAUUAAAUGGAAAAUCUAUCAAGAAUAAAUAGAUUUGCAAGACCAGAUUAAUUAUAUUAAAUUUAAUUAAGGAAUAAUAAUAGAACAACUAACCAAAAUAAUACUCUAGAAUUAAAUGAAAGAGAUAUUUAAGGAAGCUAAUUAAAUGAGUUAAUUUAAUAAUAAAUUCUUAUUAGAAAUAAUGAUAAUAAUAGAUAUAAUAGCAGAGCUCCAUUAAAUGAAGCAUAAAAUAUAAAUAGUCAUAAUCCUAUUAGAAUUCUUUCUGCUGUUGGCCAAAAUAAUAUUUUUAGAAACAAUUAAAUUUAUUAAUAACAAAACUUAAAUUUUAGAAGACCAAUCAAUUCUUUCAUUUAUGACCUUUGGAAUAGAAAUCUCAAUACAUAAUAUUAUUAACUCUUAAAUGACAGAGAAUAAAAUACUAAUACUAAUACUAAUACUAAUACUAAUACUAAUACUAAUACUAAUACUAAUACUAAUACUAAUACUAAUACUAAUACUAAUACUAAUACUAAUACUAAUACUAAUACUAAUACUAAUACUAAUACUAAUACUAAUACUAAUACUAAUACUAAUACUAAUACUAAUACUAAUACUAAUACUUAAUACUAAUACUAAUACGUAAUACGUAAUACGUAAUACGUAAUACGUAAUACGUAAUACGUAAUACGUAAUACGUAAUACGUAAUACGUAAUACUAAUACUAAUACUAAUACUAAUACUAAU